Messenger RNA from Suillus clintonianus, 510 nucleotides. RefSeq lists its product as uncharacterized. Lineage: Eukaryota; Fungi; Basidiomycota; Agaricomycetes; Boletales; Suillaceae. The transcript has 3 exons. The record is from RefSeq and is a predicted model, not a curated record. The coding region runs from base 53 to 484 and encodes 143 amino acids.
CAGCCUUGGACAGGCAGAUGAACAUUGUUUCCAGUUACAGAUUGUCGACAACAUGGCAUUUGUGUACGACCCAUUCUCAAUGGAUGGACCAGGCGAAUCUCUCUUGAUGGACUGGGGCACCCCGGACGCCAACGAGGCAGUCCGUGCGUACAUUGUCAAGAAACGCCCUAGAGACCGUGUUCUCCACACUUUCACCUUUCCCGCGAAAAGGGGAGUUUGGUAUUAUAUUGGCGCGCACGCAUGGAAUGUGAAGGAUCUUUUUGAAGUCUGGCCUACUCUGGGUGAUAGGCCUAAGGAAGUCGUUACCGGGAAACUGCAGAGACGCUGCAACCGCAGGCACUCUCAGCAAGAAAUUGGUUCUAUGAUUCAAGACGGGCGGCUACAGCAAUUCUGUGUUGAAGUGAGCAGUCGGUCAUUGAAUGCUCUUAGUCGAGAAUUCGCGAAGACAAGUUUAGGUUUUGAAGGAGUGGAUGUUGCACAGUGAUUUUGACGAGAUCUUGAUAUAUCUUU